Cynara cardunculus var. scolymus (artichoke) is the source of this 2998-nucleotide messenger RNA. Its product is annotated as protein-tyrosine-phosphatase MKP1-like. The record is from RefSeq and is a predicted model, not a curated record. The coding region runs from base 215 to 2860 and encodes 881 amino acids. Lineage: Eukaryota; Viridiplantae; Streptophyta; Magnoliopsida; Asterales; Asteraceae. The transcript is spliced from 3 exons. Gene Ontology annotation, molecular function: protein tyrosine/serine/threonine phosphatase activity. Gene Ontology annotation, biological process: protein dephosphorylation.
GUUUUUUUAUAAUUCAAGAAUCUCACACUCGUCUUUGCUAAUCAGACUUCCCGUUCUUUCAUCUCCAUUUUCCCUCUCGAUUUUCAUAAACUGUGAUAUUUGUUAAUUCUAUUAAGGUGUUGGCUUUGGCAUUUUUCGGUUUAGUGACAAAACACUACGUUAUAUAGAUCACUCAAGUGUGGAUUUUGGUUAAUAAUUUGGAAUUUUAAGUGGAAUGGUAGGAAAAGAGGAUGAGGCUGGUGGGGAUAGUGGCAACAGUGGCAGUGGCAAUGGUGGUUCACAACUCCAUCAUCCCAUUUCUGGCAACCGGAAAAUGUAUUGGCGGUCAGCUUCAUGGUCCUCUUCUCAUGUGUCAUUGCCACCACUUAAUCCUGACAGUGUGAAAGACGGUGUAGAUCUGAAUGCUAGUAAUGGUGGCCAGAAUCGAAGGUGUCCUGUCCCAUUAACUCCUAGAUCAAAUAGUAAAGGUCGCUCAUGUUUGCCACCAUUGGCGAUUGCUAGACGGAGCUUAGAUGAGUGGCCAAGAGCGGGUUCAGAUGAUGUUGGUGAAUGGCCAAUUCCUAGCACACCUAGUGGUAGAGACUUGAAUAAUGGUGGUGAAAGGUUAAAGCUUGAUUUGUCAUCAAUUCAAAGAAUUCCAGAUAAGAAUGCUGGUCUUGCCAAAAGAGAUAAGAUUGCAUUUUUUGAUAAGGAGUGUUCAAAGGUUGCUGAACACAUUUUCCUUGGUGGUGAUGCUGUUGCAAGAGAUAAAGACAUACUUAAACAGCAUAAGAUUACUCAUGUUCUCAAUUGUGUAGGCUUUGUCUGCCCUGAAUAUUUUAAGGGAAAUUUCGUUUAUCGAACUUUAUGGUUACAAGAUAGCCCUUCAGAGGAUAUCACAAGUAUACUGUAUGAUGUUUUUGAUUACUUUGAAGAUGUUAGAGGUCAAGGUGGAAAAGUCUUCGUACAUUGUUGUCAAGGGGUUUCACGAUCCACUUCAUUGGUAAUCGCUUAUCGUAUGUGGAGAGAAGGACAAAGCUUUGAUGAUGCUUUUCAAUAUGUAAAGGCAGCUAGAGAGAUUGCUGAUCCAAAUAUGGGGUUUGCAUGCCAGUUGUUGCAAUGUCAAAAAAGGGUUCAUGCAUUUCCUUUGAGCCCAAGCUCAUUACUUAGGUUAUAUAGAAUCGCUCCUCAUUCGUCAUACGACCCUUUGCAUCUUGUUCCAAAAAUGUUAAAUGUACCUUCUCCAGCUGCUCUGGAUUCUAGAGGUGCAUUCAUUAUGCACAUACCUUCAACAAUCUAUAUCUGGAUCGGCAAGAAAUGUGAAUCUCUUAUGGAAAGAGAGGCAAGAGGUGCUGUUUGUCAGAUUGUUCGGUAUGAAAAAGCUCAGGGACCUAUUGUUGUAGUUAAGGAAGGGGAAGAGCCUUCAUACUUCUGGGAUGCUUUUUCCACUCUCCUACCUUUGAUGGACAAAUCAGGCAUUGAUAUAGUUGAAUUAUCUAAGGCUACUCCGGGCGAGAGAAUAGUUGAUUCAUACAAUGUUGACUUUGAGAUCAUUCAGAAAGCAAUCAUUGGUGGAUUUGUGCCUCCAUUUGCAUCAUCUGAAACUGACCAAGAAACUCACCUCCCUGCUAGAGAAAACAGUUGGAGUGUAUUAAGACGUAAAUUUGCAUAUGGAAACAUGAAGGAGUUUGUCUUAGCUUCUAAGUCUGCCCCAUCCAGAGUUUACCCUGAUUCAGCUUUGCUUGUAGGUUCAGAGAGGAGUUUUAAUCCACUGUCUAAACCAGUUCUUUUCUCUUCAACAUCAUCAUUGUCACCAUCAUUUUCUUCUGGUUCUUCUUCAUCAUCUUCUCCUCCCUAUCUUUCUCCCGAUUCUAUAUCUUCUGAUUCAAGCAUUAGCUCCAAAUGUUAUUCUGAUUCACCGGUUGCAUCUCCUUCAAUAUCUUCAUACACUCAUGCUUUCUCUUCCACUUUAUCAACCUUGUCAAAUUUAUCACUUGUUCCAACUAAACUCUCUCCUCAUUCCAUAUCUAAAACUUCUGAAUUUAUUGAUGUCAAUUUUACUUCAAACACAUCUUUCCAGUCAGUCUUAUCACCGUCAAAGCGGUCUUCUCUUUCCAUCGCUGAACGCAGAGGGGGCACCCUGAAAUGCCUUAAACUACCAAUACCAUGUGAUGAUUCACAGGGUCAAGAGGCCCAUUCAAGUUAUGUUGCUGGAGGAGAAGCCAAUGCUUGUUUAGCCACUGAAUCUGAUGAAAAUAAUGUAUUACGACUUAAACAAAAGGGACUAAACCAAGAAUCUCUUCUUCAGGGUUAUUGCUCUUCAUGUUCAAACACUUUGGAUGGUGGAGAUGGGUUUGAUCAAACAUCUAAAGCUUCAGAAGAAAAUUGGCCUUCAAAGAGGAAAGAAACACACAACUUCUUGGUACCAGUGGAGAGUGAAUCUGCACAUCAUGAUGUAAAGCAACAAGUAGUGGUACUUGAAUGGCCUAGCUUGGAGAAGGUUCUGAGAUUUUACACUGAUGAUAUGGAUUCCCGAUGUAUGUUUGUUUUUGUCACUCCUGGUUCAGGUUCUGUAAAGGAUGGGGAUUCUGUUCUGUAUUUAUGGGUGGGAAAAGCUUUCAGGCAUGAUAACGGGAGUCUCCUUGAGACAAAUAAAAGGUGUACCGAGUUGCCAGAUUUGGCCAUGAAAGAAGUUAUUAAUAAGGUUCUUUCUGAAAUGGGCUUGUCAAAGGACACUCAUGUUGAGAAUGUAUCAAGGGUUCAGUUGAAAGCUUGCAAACCAUUUUGCACCAGAGUGCAGCACCUUUUGUCUUCUAACCUCAACACAUUGGUUGUACAUCUCUUUAUUAAACCGUUUCAUAUAAACCUUUUUAAGGAAUAGAUUCUUUGUCGUCAAUUGGUCUCCUUCAGGUGCGUCCUUAUUGUCCGUUUGCAUGUGUAUACCGACCUUGAUAUUAAAUUUAGCGUUUUUCUUUUACACCCAUGUCUCGAAAGAACUCUAUGCACAAAGUUUUAGUGA